CUCCCCCCCCAUCUCUUCUCUCUUUUUUUCUCAACAUCAACCCUUUGAUUAAUACUCCAAUUCAUUCAUUCUCCCAUUCUUCCAUUCAUUCAUUCGUUUCUGCUCCAUCUGGACCUGCCUACUGCUUGUCCCAUAAGGUCUACUCUAUCCACACAGCCCUGCCCCACCUGAAUACCCUCCGCGAUACACGGCACCAACGCCAUCCCAUCGUGGGAUCGCCCUCCAGCUCCCAUGAUGGCAGAGACCGAAGAACCUCAGUACAUGUCACUUCAAGCGCGCAUCGCGGCGUUGAAUCAAUCACAGAACAGCCGACAUCAGACAUUUGGCAAACGAGCCCCUCCGCCGAUACCCACGUCUUCGAAUCGACCCGCACUCCCUGCGCGGGGGCAGACGACGAACAAUCCUCCCAUAUCUCAACAUGGCUCCUCGGUUGCGAAGCCGUCGAACAACCCGCCGAUUGGGACGAAGGGAAAUCUAUUACCACCGCCUCCCAUCGACAGAGACAGUCCUCGUCCUUCAAGCGCAGGGAAUGCGAAUACCUCUCCACUUCCUACUCGCAAUGUACCUCCUCCUCUUCCUAGUCGAAAAGCGUCACAACCGUCACCUGCCCUACCACCACGGAAGAGCCCACCGCAGCUGGUUCGCAGAGCUUCGAAUUCCUCGAUGAGUUCUACAAUCUCAGGCUUGUCUCUGACUCAGACUCCGAGUAGAUCUUCCGUAACAAGUUCUUCUUCAGUGGAUACACAGAGAAAACUUCCCCCAACUUUGGAUCAGGCGAAGCUACCCCCCCUCCCCCCAACUAGACGAGAGCGUGAAGAGAAGGCAAAGCUUGAGGGACAGGCUAGGGCUACAAAUACCCCAAAAGUCCCAUUGAUCACUGUGAAGUCAGCACCAAAUGUGUCCCGAUCGCCUGCUCUGGCCCCGAAGACGCCUCCCAGACCCAGUGGCUCCCCAGCGCUACCUUCGAGACCGCGGGAAGCUUUACCACCUACACUACCACCAAGGCUCCCGUCUAGACCAGCUGAUGAUGCACCAUCUGCCCAAUCGCCAAGAAGAUUACCACCACCGGCUGCGCCUCGGUCAAUCCUUUCCAUGGGAUUCGACAACAAGAACACUGAACCCCAGAAUGCCGCACCAAUACCCAUUCCGUCACAUACGACAUCUGCUAGGCCAAUUAUUCGGGAGCUUACCGAUCAAGAUUUCGACAGUGUGGUCAAGCGUGGGAUGCCUACAUUUGUCAAGUUCUACUCUCCACACUGUAUGAACUGCCAGAUAAUGGAGCCCGCAUGGGAACAGAUCGGCCGGGAUUUCGCGUUCGCAUCGAACAGGCUUACUAUUGCCCAAACAGAUGUUUUCACACAUGCGACCUUCCAUCGAAGGUUUGGAAUCUCGAAAUAUCCCACUAUUCUGCUCUUCGACGGACACAAUGAAACGCCCGAGAGGUAUCAGGAUGGAGGUAUCCCGGAGCUGGACGAUAUGGUACGGUUUUUGGAAGAGAAGACUGGGGUAUUGCGCGCUGAUUCGGCGAAUAUUGCUGUGCCUUCGAUUAAUAUUAGCUCAAAACCAUCGCUUGCUCAGAUCAGAGCAAUUCAGUCUCGUCCUACUACUACUAACCCGCCUGCUUCCGGAUGUCUUCUCUGCAGGGAUUUCUCCCAACCUGAUAGAAUUGCCUCUCAAUACCCUCGACAAUCUCUGCCUCCCGGCGAUAUGACAGCAUAUUUGGCAGAUGUUUUGUGUGGCCCGUUUACUUCCCUUACUGAUAAGGCUCGUGCGAUAUUCACAUGGGCUCAUCACAAUAUUGCAUACGACGUUGCGGCGUUCUUUGGAAACAAUGUGAAGUAUGUUGAUCCUAAGGACACAAUCACUACUGGACUCGCAGUAUGUGGAGGUUAUGCUGGUCUCUACGCUGAAAUUGCGCUCAAGGCUGGGUUAGAAUGUGUCAUGGUGACCGGUCACGGAAAGGGCUACGGAUACACCCCGCUGAAACCUGGAGACCGGAUCCCACCAUGCAAGCCAUCUGGACAUGCUUGGAAUGCAGUACGCAUUGACGGUGGUGAGUGGAAACUGCUGGACGCCUGUUGGGGGGCUGGUAAUGUGGGAAACCAAGUUUACAACAAGGCUUUUAAGCCUUCAUACUUCACGAUGUCGAAUGAUGAAUUCGGACUCAAGCACUUUCCCGAAAACGACGCAUACUUUUUCCGCAGCGAUGGAAGGGUACAGACUUGGGAACAGUACAUGAUUGGCCCCAUUGGGGCAGAACCUUUACGGCUUUACGGAACGGUUGAGGAGCAUGGUUUGUCACAGACCUCCUUCUCGCCACCUCAGAAGCACAUACCAGUCAAUUCGGGAGAGACGGUCAGGUUCCAAUUCUCGAAAGUGUGUGAACACUGGGAUCAUGAAAGGAAUGGGAGUGGGAAACCCUACUGCAUGGUCCUCCAAAUCAAUGGUGUGGAUGGGAGGAAGAAAGACUUUGUGCCAUUUGAAAACAACGAAUUCUGGUGGUGGGUUGACGUACGGGCUAAGGAUCUUGGGGCACCAGGCGAACAAAUCAGCGUUUAUGCCGUGACGACCAUCAAUGGAAAUGAUGCCAGGGGCAUGACCAAAAGGGAGUACUUGGAAAAGAGAGGCAAAUGCAGUACUGGAUUUGGUGGAGUUUGUGCUUGGGAAUUGGUCUAGGUGUAUGAAGUCGUGGGGACAGGAUGAUACCAAUCAGUUCCAAACCGCAUCAAAUCUUGAAAUAAAAGAACCAAACGUCAGACUUCUAGAUGUCUAGUAGCCGCAGCCCUAAUUGCAGGGCGGCAAAGGUCUGGAUGAUGCCCAGCAAGGGAGUUUAGAAGGCCAUGUACAUACAAUACAGUUCAGCUCCAGUCCGGAGUUGCGAACGCCGCGUCGGCAAUAACGGUGCGGGGGAAUGCGGGGCCCCGUGACUUAGUGCACGGCGCGGGGAGAGAUUAUAAGCGCGGU
Molecule: messenger RNA, 2964 nt
Organism: Amorphotheca resinae ATCC 22711
Lineage: Eukaryota; Fungi; Ascomycota; Leotiomycetes; Helotiales; Amorphothecaceae
Exons: 1
Coding region: 232-2676 (814 amino acids)
Source: RefSeq, a predicted model, not a curated record